GCCCAGGCACAGGCACAGGCGGCGCAUCUCAAGCAAAUGAAAAAUCAGACCAAACAUACCCAUGCACAGACCAAACAGACGCAAGCCCAGGCUCACUUGGCUCAGGUACAGCGGAAUCAAACACAACAGGCGCAACAAGCGCAGCAACAACAACAGAGUCAGCUAGCGUAUCAGACAUACCAUCAACAGCAACAACAACAACAACAACAACAACAGCAGCAGCAGCAGCAGCAACGCCAGCAUUUGUCGGCCAACUCCCAGUCCACCUCCACUGGGUUCACGGGCGCCCCUGCACCUGCACCUGUCCCCACAAAUCCGGGCUCAAAUGCACCCACUGCUGAGCAGCAAAGGACUCUCCAGAUGCAGAAGCAGAUUGCAAUCUUUGCACAGCAACAAAAGUUCCUACAGACAAUCGCCAAUGCGAGCACCAAUAGCGCGCAAAUCCUUGCCACAAAGCAGAAACUGCAG
Sphaeroforma arctica JP610 is the source of this 468-nucleotide messenger RNA. RefSeq lists its product as hypothetical. The transcript is spliced from 3 exons. The record is from RefSeq and is a predicted model, not a curated record. NCBI's taxonomy places the organism in Eukaryota, Ichthyosporea, Ichthyophonida. The annotation marks the transcript as partial.